Messenger RNA from Asparagus officinalis (garden asparagus), 1518 nucleotides. Its product is annotated as cell wall integrity protein scw1. Gene Ontology annotation, molecular function: mRNA binding. The coding region runs from base 124 to 1140 and encodes 338 amino acids. The transcript is spliced from 10 exons. NCBI's taxonomy places the organism in Eukaryota, Viridiplantae, Streptophyta, Magnoliopsida, Asparagales, Asparagaceae. The record is from RefSeq and is a predicted model, not a curated record.
ACCACGUUGCCGUCUCUCUCUACACCCUCGAUUUUUGAUUUAAUAUCGAGCGGAUAGCCAAAAGGGCAAAAAAGCAAGGAGACAAAAAAGGAAAAAAAAAACUAGGGUUAGGGUUUUAAUCUCAUGGCCGGCCCCGGAAUCCACCCGUACCACCACCAGCACUGGGCCCCGCCGCCGCCGAUUCCGCCUCCGAUCCCCGUCGAAAACCCUAAUCGUCCACCAACCGACGAGGUUCGUACAAUCUUUAUCUCUGGAUUGCCUGAAGACGUGAAGGAGAGAGAGCUUCAGAAUCUCUUGCGAUGGCUGCCUGGGUACGAAGCUUCGCAGGUGAACUUUAAAGGAGAGCAGCCCAUGGGAUUCGCGCUCUUUUCUACUGCUCAGCAGGCAAUGGCUGCUAAAACUGCAGUUCAGGAUUUGGUCUUUGAUGCCGAUAAGAAGUCGGUCCUGCACACUGAGAUGGCCAAGAAGAAUCUAUAUGUAAAGAGAGGUGUAGUAGCCGAUUCCAGCUCAUUUGACCCAAGUAAGCGUUUGCGAACUGGUGGUGACUAUACUCAUGCAGGGUAUCCGAGUCCUUCUCCUUACCCAACACCACCUCCACCGCCACCACCACAUGUCUGGGGAACCCCGGGGUACAUGGCUCCACCUACAUAUGAUCCGUACGGACCCUAUCCAGUUCCUCAAGUAGCUUUACCUCCUCCUGCUCCUUUGCCAGCUCCUAGCGGCUAUGCCCCAGUUCAGGUUGCAAAUACUCCGAAAUGCCAAAUACCCCUUAUGUGGUUUGAACCCCUAAUUUUCUCUUUGGUUUUGAAGAAUUCAAAAGACAAUCCGCCGUGCAAUACUCUUUUCAUUGGCAAUCUCGGUGAGAACACAAAUGAGGAAGAACUGAGAGGUCUCUUUAGCGUGCAACCUGGUUAUAAACAAAUGAAGGUUCUGCGCCAAGAGAGAAACACCGUGUGCUUUAUUGAGUUUGAUGAUGUAAACAGUGCUAUAGCUGUCCACCAAAAUGUGCAGGGUGCAGUUCUUCCUAGUUCUGGCCGUGGUGGCAUACGAAUACAAUUUUCGAAGAACCCAUUUGGGCAAAAGAAGAAUCAAGUUGGUGGUGCUGCGCCUGAAGCUAAUGGAAAGUCACAAACCUACUAGCAACAUCUUGAAGGGGUGUAAUUUUGCUUUUCAUGCAUCCUUGUGAAGAUUAAAGCAUAGAUGCAUGAUGGGAACCAUGCUGUUGCAUCCAACAUCAUCAUCCCAUGCUUGUUUGAAUGCACCUUCUGGUCAUGAUUGCCAUUACCAUCUUCCAUAAUGUGGAGUUACUUUGAACGUUAUAUAUAUAUAUAUAUGUGAUGUUAAUGUGCAUUGGCAUUAUGAAGCUGGUCAGAUAGUGUUUUGCAUUUAUGUCCAUAUGCAACUGAGGAGUUUGUGGCAUCAUGAUGGAUCACAUUUAGGACAUUUGCAUGUCAAGUGAUAUUAUGUAGAUACUUUGUUGAAAUAUUUUGUUGCAUUUGAAGUGUAUGUUUGAACUCA